Molecule: messenger RNA, 624 nt
Organism: Aspergillus calidoustus
Lineage: Eukaryota; Fungi; Ascomycota; Eurotiomycetes; Eurotiales; Aspergillaceae
Source: the annotation of a GenBank genome assembly
AUGUGGCAGUAUGGACGCCAAAAGCUACGGCAGAUAGGCUUACGCGGUAUCUUUGCCGGUUGGAGCUUAUCAUUCACGCGUGACGCUUUUGGCAGCGCGGUAUUCUUCUCCUUUUUCGAGUACGUCAAGUCACAGGCGUACUAUUCGUUUCUUACGGGUUACUAUGGGUCGCUGCAGCGACAAGGGAUUGAUUCACUGAGUGACCGUGGGCUACCACUUAUUGAGCCUCACUACGCUCUGGAGCCGUGUUUCUUAAUGGCGGCCGGUGUCGCCGCGUCUGUCGCCCAGCAAACAAUUCAACAUCCGUUGAAUACAAUACAAAACAUCCACGUUGCUCGACUGGAGUAUCUCGACCACCAGGCGACGCUUCGCCCUUCCAGAAAACAGAUGUUGAGGAUAUACUACUUGGCGUACCAGGAGACGUAUAAGCGCUGCAAAAGAAAGGCAGCCCGAGCCGGCGGUUGGUCUAGGUGGCUUUAUCGAGGUUUUUUGGGAAACGCGCUCCGCCAAGUCCCAAGUACUAGUGCCGGAUUGGUGAUUUUUGAGUUGGUACGCCGCAAGCACGCUGAUACGGCAGAUGCCAUGUAUUUACGGAAAGAUGGCCAUGAUAUUUUGCUACGUUGA